AACAUUGCAACUGUAGUCGACUCCCACUCGCCGGGCAGCACAGACGGGGCAUUAUGUGGACAAGUACCAGCUGGUACCACGGGCUCCUCAUCCUCCUCGGGACUUCAUUUGUUGGUGCCUCUGAAAUCAGGACAUGGAACUGAAAUGGAAGAGCAAACCUGUGAAUGUUUUCCUCGGAUGCAUCGUUGCCGUCUGCUUUUGUACGGUUUGUCCGGCUCAAAGAAUUUGCACGGUUCCUCCGGGCCCCGUGACGGUCCCAGAAAACUACACGGCUGACGUCCAGCUGGUAAAAAUCAGCUCCAGCAGUGACGUAAUACUUACGGUCUCGGUGAACCCCGAAGAUCUGUUCUACCUGAAAGGAAACGCCCUGAUGGUGAAGAAAGGACUGGACUAUGAGUCAUUGUCCAGUGCAGCUCUGGUGGUGUGGGUGCAGUGCAGCAGAGCAGGCUCCAGAUCUGUGAACGAGUCUGUUGAGGUUUUGGUUGAAAAUGUGAACGAUAACCCCCCGAACUUUGCACAAAACCACUUCGUACUAGAAGUGAAUGAGCUCACUCCGGUCAACUCCAGCGUUGGACUGAUAGAAGCAACAGACAUCGAUUCAGAGCCGCUGUACUAUCGCCUAGAGUCUGCAACGCAGGAUAAAUAUUUCCGCCUGGAAAACAUCAACACUCCAAAGAUACUUGUUAAAAGCAUCCUGGACUACGAUGUUGUACAGAAGAUCUCUCUGAUUUUACAUGUACAGGACACGUUCAAUGGUUCGGCUUCCAACGAGCCCUUCUUCACAUCCGUGGCCACCAUCACGGUGCACGUGAAGGACAUCGAUAACCGGCCCCCGUGGUUUCAGCCUUGUUUGAGGACCAACUUAGGAAUCGCCAAACUGUGUGUGAGCUCCGGCUACAGAGGCAAAGUAAAUCUCACUGAGAAGGAGGAGGGGCCGUUAGUGCUAGAGCCUGGUCCGGUGUUCGCCAGGGACGGGGACAAGAACAGGAGCGAGCAGAUCAGCUAUAGAAUACUCCGAGGAAAUGAGGGAAAUAUUUUCCAGAUUGAUGAGGAAACGGGGAACAUCACCAUGGCUAAAGCUGCUGACAUCGUCGGCCCAAUAACCCUUACUGUUCUGGCGUCGCAGGUGACCAAUAGGGAUCAGUUCGCUGUGACGCAGGUGACCAUCGAGGUGAUGAAGAAGAGCAGGAACCCUCCUCGCUUUGAGAAGGAGCGAUACGAAGGAUUUAUCUAUAGCAACUCUGUCCCUGAGAGCAUGAUCCUCAGAGACCGAAGCACCAACCGGCCCUUCAGGGUCCGAGCUCGGGACGAGGACUUCGCCGCUGGUACAAAUCCAGAUGUAAAGUAUGAAGUUCAGUACAGCAGCUACGUCAACGUGACUGCAGACGGUUUUGUGAUCCUGAAGAGAAUUGUGAAGACGGAGUCCUUCGCGCUUCAGCUCAGAGCAGUGGACGCAACAACAGGGGAAUUUGGAACAGCUGCCCUCUCUGUUCAGGUCAUACCUGCGGUGGCCAUCCCGUCUCCCUCAAACGUCGGCUACCGUCCGGGCGACAUGGCUCUUCUGGGUCUGGUCAUGGCAGCUCUGCUGGUCCUCUGCAUCAUUGUGAUUGGCUUCUUGAUUUCCCGCUUGUAUAAGGGAAACGCCGGCAUGGACAAAAUAUGUGAGUGCCUGGGCCCCUGCCUGAAGUCCGACCAGCCUCGGUCCGGCCACAGGGACUCCCUGCAGUACACCAAUGAUGGCUUCCAGAAUGAGGGCGACGCGAGCCGCGGUGGUGCCAGGCGCUGGAACAACGCUCUGCCCAGACGGAGCACCUUCCCUGGGUCACGAGGCCGGGUCAUCCCCCUGGAGAGAAGGAGCCGCCACUGCUCCUCCUGUGGUGUCUACACGAACCACGUCCCCAAGGGGAGCCCCUCAGUGAGACCGUCCAGGAGAGGGAGAGGAGACGGCGAUGAGUACAGCAUGAGGUCGAUCCUCACCAAGCAGAGGAGGAAGGAGGGCCAGAAGACGGUGUGGUUCAAGGAGAGCGAGGACUCCUCUGAUAUCGAGGUGGAGAUUAUCCCAGACACUGUGGGCCGGGUGGAGGAGGAGACUCAGGAGGAGCUGGAGGUGGAGAUGGAAGGGGUUGUCAGAGACCCGGCAGCCCCGCGGAGAGAGUCUGACGACGGACAGGAGAGCCAAAGCGAGGAGCAGGACCGUGAAAAUACCAGCUCAGAAAAAAAGAAGGCAAGUCAGGAGGAAGAGGGCUGACAGUAGAGGUCAAACUGGAGUCGGAGAAAAAGUUAAUGAAACUCAGCUGUUUGUUUUCUCGCCGCUUUUUGGAGAAAGCAGCCUACAGGAGAGGUCUCGGCAGUCCAGGAUGACACUUCCAUCAUCUCUGGAUAACCUCAAGUAUAGAGUCAAGGAUCCAAAAAGUAUUUAUUUUCUACUGUGAGUAUCUUAGAAUAAAGUGUCUGAGGUAACAACUUUAUACAAUGUUUAAAAACACAUAGUUCUCACUAGUGUUGGCCAAGCAUACACUAUGGGAUGAGAUUCUUCUAUAACACUUACGGCAAGUUGACCACUCCUUUUUAAAGGUUAGUCUCUCUUUACAAAACUUAUUUUUGUAUUGUUAUCAUUUUUAUUGGUAAUACAUUGUACUCACUAAAUUAAUUGCUAGAAUUGCAGUGAUAUUGCUACAACACAGUCAGACAGGACAAAAGACACGUUGCAAACCCUGCAGGGUAGCUGAAGAGAGAAAACAAAGGUUAACAAUAAACCUUCUGUUGCAAACAUCUAUUACAGUUUACAGACCCGCACAUACCCAGUGUUUCAGUUACUUAAAACACACAAUUUUCCUGUGCAAUGAGGGAUUAUUACUGACAAUUCAGGUAACUGGGUUAAAAAAAAAAA
Molecule: messenger RNA, 2890 nt
Organism: Micropterus salmoides (largemouth bass)
Lineage: Eukaryota; Metazoa; Chordata; Actinopteri; Centrarchiformes; Centrarchidae
Gene: cdhr5a
Product: cadherin-related family member 5a
Exons: 14
Coding region: 134-2248 (704 amino acids)
Biological process (GO): multicellular organism development; adherens junction organization; cell-cell junction assembly
Cellular component (GO): adherens junction; membrane; catenin complex
Molecular function (GO): calcium ion binding; cadherin binding
Source: RefSeq, a predicted model, not a curated record